Molecule: messenger RNA, 1579 nt
Organism: Periophthalmus magnuspinnatus
Lineage: Eukaryota; Metazoa; Chordata; Actinopteri; Gobiiformes; Gobiidae
Gene: mrm2
Product: mitochondrial rRNA methyltransferase 2
Exons: 2
Coding region: 12-740 (242 amino acids)
Biological process (GO): RNA methylation
Cellular component (GO): mitochondrion
Molecular function (GO): rRNA (uridine-2'-O-ribose)-methyltransferase activity
Source: RefSeq, a predicted model, not a curated record
CGUUUUCCACAAUGUCAACAUUGAGGAGCAUGUUUGUUCUGUACAGGGCGCUGCACUCCUCCACUCCAGCCCUGAAGAAGGUGAAGACGAGGACCGCGGCGGAGCACCGCUGGCUCCAGCGACAGCUCAAAGAUCCUUAUGUUAAAGCUUCGCACGAACAAAACUAUCGGUGCAGAAGCGCCUUCAAACUCCUGGAGAUAGACGACAGGUUCAGGCUCCUCGUGCCGGGACAGUCCGUGGUGGACUGUGGAGCUGCGCCCGGAGCCUGGAGCCAGGUGGCGGUGCAGAGGGUCAACUCAGCCGGGACAGAUCCUACCGCUCCCCGUGGGACUGUGGUGGGGGUCGAUUUGUUGAACAUAUCAUCUCUAGAUGGUGCUCACUUCAUUUCCCAUCAUGAUGUCACAGACCCCUCCACACACGGCAAACUGCAGCAGCUGUUACCCAAUGGCCACGCACACGUCCUCCUGAGUGACAUGGCCCCCAAUGCGAGUGGAUUCAGGGAGCUGGACUGUGAGAACCUCAUCUCUAUGUGUCUGACAUUGAUAGACUUGGCAGAGAAGGUUUUACUGCCCGGAGGCUCUCUGCUGUGUAAAUACUGGGAUGGCCCCCUCACUCACUCACUUCAAGAAAAGCUGUCUUGCGUCUUUGAGAGUGUGAGGACUGUAAAACCAAAUGCUAGCAGAAAAGAUUCAUCUGAAAGAUAUUUCCUUGCUAAAAUGUACAGAAAGCCAGUAAAGUAAUUUUAAAAUGUAUUUCCCCAGAAGUUAAUUUGUGCUUCUUAUUAAUGGUGCAUUGUGUAACUUUUCUGGUGGAGGAGUUUGCCAUCUGCUUGUCUUUUUGGAGAUGGCAUUAUCUGGCCUGGAAGUUCCACAGCAUGACAUUAAACUCAUAUCUUCAAUCAGACAAGCUGGUCAUGUCACCAGGCCAAGUUACAGGUUAUAUCUGUGUUGAAGAAUGCGUAGUAUUCUUAAUAAAACACCUGCAAUUGAAUGAAUCCAAGAAUAUAUGUUUAAUGCCAUACUGUGGAUCAUUCCUGGCAAAGCAAUAACAUUUCCACGAUGACAAGCAGAUGGCAGACCCUCCAGCAGAAAAGUUGCAUAGUGCACUUUUAGCAGUAGGAUAAUUUAUAAAGUUGAGCAAGAGGUGGCAGUGUUGAGGCAUGGUUUAAGUCCAAUGUAUUUGCCAGUCUUAUUAGCUGCACAUAUACACUGGCUUGAAUCAAGAAUAUCUAAUAUGUAAACUAUAUCAUCAUUUGGUGUUGUUGUCAUCAAGGUGGUGCGGCCCAAGAGUGCAAUGCUUUCUGAAGUUAUUGCUAUUACUAUGUGUUGCCUCAUAGUGUUUUUUUCUACACUUCCUACUUUUCCAUUUGUUUUGCUACAGAAAGUCAUUUAGGAGUACUGUUUGCUAACAAUAUGCACCACCGACCAUGUAGAAAUGCAAUCAUUUCCUCAUUGAGAACUUAUGAAGGGAAACUUGAUACAUAAGUCUAACACGGAGACACACGCAGCAUGACUAAUGGGAACUGGGAAGAGACUAAGGCCUGGCACAGAGUGUAAUGGCACUUUGCUCUCUCUCUAUC